UUGGCGGUGGCCGUGGCCGUGGCGGUGGCGGUGGCUGCGGGCGGAGUCGCCUGUGGUCCGAGCGCCUGCACUGAGAACCUGCUCUGGGUAUUUUGCUGCCAACAUUGAAUACACUUCCAUGGAAUCUCCAGACCCCGAAAGACUCUUACAAUGUCCUUAUGUUAAAAAUCACCACAUCAGGGCCUGCAGGUUUCCUUAUCACCUAAUCAAGUGCAAAAAGAAUCAUCCUGAUGUUGCAAAACAACUGGCUACAUGUCCAUUCAAUGCUCGUCACCUGGUUCCAAGGGCUGAACUCAGUCAUCAUAUCUCAAUAUGUGAUGACAGGUGUUGUAUAGAGCAGGAUGAGGUCAACCCAACCAGGAACCCUGGAGAAGACACUGUGCCCAAGAACACAUGGCAAUACCCUCCUUGUGAUGAAGACUGGGAUCAAGAAUUGGCUGAAGAGAAUAACACCACCCCAUUUAUCUGGGGCACAAGCAGGUUCUGUGAGAAUAAAUGCACUUGCUCUGAAUAUUUUGCUGUUACAAAUGAAGACACUUACAUGGAAUCUCCAAAUCCCGAAAGACUCUUACAGUGUCCUUAUGAUAAAAAUCACCACUUCAGGGCCUGCAGGUUUCCCUAUCACCUUAUCAAGUGCAAAAAGAAUCAUCUUGAUGUUGCAAAAAAAUUGGCUACAUGUCCUUUCAAUGCUCGUCACCUGGUUCCAAGGAAUGAACUCAGUCACCAUAUCUCAAUAUGUGAUGACAAGUGUUAUAUAGAGCAGGAUGUGGUCAACCCAACCAGGAACCCUGGACAGGACACUCUGCCCAAGAACACAUGGCAGUAUGCUCCUUGUGAUGAAGAUUGGGAUAAAGAAUUGGCUGAAGAGAAUAACACCACCCCAUUUAUCUGGGGCACAACUGGAUUCUGUGACAAUAAAUGGCCUGCAAGCAACACAGCUAUGGAACAUAUGGCUUCAGGCAAGCAAGUCCCAAAGACUUUGCCAUGGGAAAACA
Jaculus jaculus (lesser Egyptian jerboa) is the source of this 995-nucleotide messenger RNA. Its product is annotated as gametocyte-specific factor 1-like. The record is from RefSeq and is a predicted model, not a curated record. Lineage: Eukaryota; Metazoa; Chordata; Mammalia; Rodentia; Dipodidae. The transcript is spliced from 12 exons. The annotation marks the transcript as partial.